AUGAGCUCUGUCAACGCAAGUACCGGAUUCACGCUGUUCCAGCUACACCUCAGGCGUGUUCCACGGACAAUACCACCUGUCUCAAACUCAACGGACACCACAACAGGAGAGGGUCUCGAUGACAAAGGCGCAUGCGAGUUGAUUUUGCGGCUGGAGAACAACAUGAUGGAGGCACAGGACAAUCUUCUUGCUGCCAAAGCAGCUCAAGCUACGCAGGUCAACACACACCGUGCGCUGGAACUUGGGUUGAAGGCUGGAGACAAGGUGAUGUUAUCGACGAAGCACAGGAGGAGAGACUACAUUAUGAAAGGAGACAAACAUGUUGCCAAG
This is a messenger RNA of Suillus plorans, 330 nucleotides long. RefSeq lists its product as uncharacterized. Lineage: Eukaryota; Fungi; Basidiomycota; Agaricomycetes; Boletales; Suillaceae. The annotation marks the transcript as partial. The record is from RefSeq and is a predicted model, not a curated record. The transcript has a single exon.